Periconia digitata is the source of this 916-nucleotide messenger RNA. NCBI's taxonomy places the organism in Eukaryota, Fungi, Ascomycota, Dothideomycetes, Pleosporales, Periconiaceae. The record is from the annotation of a GenBank genome assembly.
UACACUCACCUUUGUUGCCGGAGUUCUUCUUAGCUUCGCCCAACUGGCUACUAGACUCCGAUAGCUGAUUUGUCGGUUGCGAUACCCGCGGUCGGUGUCAUCUACCUCUCGUGACUCAAAGUAGUUCCCAACAGGGAAAUCUUUGUACCACCACGAGGGAGAAAUGCGAUGCUCGUAGUCUUCCCACCGCGCCAAAAGCGGCCAUUGAGGACCGAACUGGACGCCGGUUGGGUCGAACACGUAGACCACCCCGUCACUCAGAGUGAUGACAUACGCGCAGUGCAUGACGACGUAGUAACGGGAGGGCUGAAAUUCCAUUUCUCGAACCCUCACCACAGGUAGUCGAGGGUCUAAAGCAAGGUCAGCAAGCUGGCGAAACUGCAAAGUAUCUUCAAACGUGAAGCACUUACUGUCGAGGAUCAGGGUAUACACAAAGUCCCACAACCACCAGAAGGCGGCUCGGCAUUGUGAAUCGUGGAUCCACAUCCUCUCCCACCACCAUCGCUGCUCGGGGUUGGCUCCGGUCGGAUACGGAACCCAGGGAUGCUCGCGCUCCCGUCCGGCGGCCUCAAGCCCAUCUUGCAAAGCGACGCAGAUGCGCCCCAGCUCGGCUUCCACGGUGGUGACAUCCCUACUGUGUCUACGACACAAGCGCUCGCUGUGCCUCGCCGUAUCAAAGAGGACUGCUGCGCAGACGCGGCAUCGGGGGACCAUGAGGUGGAAGGUGUGCCAUUUCUUGAAUUUGAUGUUCCAGGGUUUGUCGAGUUUAUCGUCUUCCAUGUUGACAAGUUGGUGAUCAAAUAUCGAUCAAUAAAGAGGUGGUGAUGGCAGAUUGAGCAGUUGGGUUUUUUUGUGUUGGGUGCGGGGACAAUCGUAGGUGUUUGAGCAUUAGCGAAUGCCUUCCUGUUUGAUUGUC